AUGGCCACCGUAAGAGCGGUAAACUUGCGUCGCUCCGUUUGCGCACAAUGCGUUCGGAAUCAGACACAGCGGAGGAGCUACAUGCCAACGCCAGGAUUGAACUACGCAGAAGAAUCCAGAUUGCCGAGGGUCGCAAAUCCAUCUUUCUGGUCUUCGCUGAUACCGCGCGUUCUACGCCGCCCUACAGAUGCGGGAGAGGCUGCUCAGCGUGCCAAGAAACGAGCAGCGGGCGCAGAGGAGCGUCGUAUUGGAAUCACUUUUCUACUACUGGGCAUCCUCGUGGGGUCCAAUGCCAUCAACCUCAUCUCUCUUCGCCGAGAGAUGCUCAACUUCACGCGACUUACCGAUGCGAAACUCGCAACAUUGCGUGAAGUUGUAAAGAGGGUGAAGGACGGGGAGGAUGUUGAUGUAAAAAAGGCGCUCGGGACUGGAGACCCACAGCAGGAGAAGGAGUGGGAACAGGUCAUACAAGAGCUUGAAGAGACGGACAUGCUGAUAGAAGGGCGCAAAAAGCGUGAAGCUCAGAGGGCAGAGAGAGCUGCACAACGGCAGCAGGAAGACGAGGCCAGGUCCCAAUCUAGGCGGUCGAAAUCGGAAACAAGCACGAGUGGAUCCACUGGAGCUGGCGACGCAUCCCGACCAAAGUUCCUGAUGUGA
Molecule: messenger RNA, 657 nt
Organism: Lecanosticta acicola
Lineage: Eukaryota; Fungi; Ascomycota; Dothideomycetes; Mycosphaerellales; Mycosphaerellaceae
Source: the annotation of a GenBank genome assembly